Messenger RNA from Penicillium alfredii, 2844 nucleotides. RefSeq names its product putative PHD finger and SET domain protein. The transcript has a single exon. Gene Ontology annotation, molecular function: protein binding. NCBI's taxonomy places the organism in Eukaryota, Fungi, Ascomycota, Eurotiomycetes, Eurotiales, Aspergillaceae. The record is from RefSeq and is a predicted model, not a curated record. The coding region runs from base 1 to 2844 and encodes 947 amino acids.
AUGACAGAUACCUCCUCCCUCGCCAUCACGCACGCCACGGAUCCGUAUCCGGUUCCCGCUCCUCUGGGUUCGCCAGCCGCCAACGGCGCCCUCUCUGAUUCGGGCGCCCCCGACGAAGAAGAACCAUACACCAUCAAAUGCAUCUGUUCGUUCGACGAAGAUGAUGGUAGCACGGUAUUCUGCGAGGGGUGCGAGACGUGGCAGCACAUUGUCUGCUACUAUCCCGACAAGAGGGUGCCGGAUGUGCACAACUGUAUCGAUUGUGAGCCACGGCCGCUGGACAACCGGCGUGCGGCUGAUCGGCAGCGGCAACGGCGUAUCCGAGAGCGAAGCGAGGACAGCGACCGGAAAAUUAGGCGGCCGGGGGCUAAGACCCAGAGGAAAAAGGUCAAGGACGGUGAUGUGAAUGGCCUCGGUCAUCAGCGCAGUGAAUCGGGAACCCGCGAUCAGCCUCCCGCGAAGAAAGCGAAGACGUCUCAUCGGUCGUCCGCGUCCGUGGGCGGUCUAUCCGGUACGCCAUCUCUGGCUCCCGAUUCACGCAAACGCCGUUCGUCCACAUCAGUUGCUAUGAGCCCUACCAAAUCCUCUGGCCCCUCUAUACCUCUCUACUCGAACGAAUUCCUACAAUUAUACGACCGCGAUGAUGAUCACGUUGACAUGGACAGUAACCUCUUUGUCAACGUGAGUCUGGUGGAAGAUACAACCUCGUGGCUGAAGAACCCAGAAGCCCUGGCGCGAGUCGCGAAUGGCCGUCGUGCUGAAGAAACCUUCAACUGGUCCGAUACCGCGCUGGAUCGGUCUCGCUGGCCCACCUUGGCCAUAGAUACCAUCACCGAUCCGAAUGUCGAUAUGGGCGGGCGACAUCCAAUGUGGAAAAUAUUGAAAUCAAAAGAUACCGUACACAAGGAUGAAAUUGUGGGAGAGAUCACCGGCAAGGUGGGCUACUUCCGCGACUACUGCCUCGACCCGAAUAACCGAUGGCCCGAGUUGCGCCAUCCCGAACCCUUCGUCUUCUUCAGCUCACAGCUUCCACUGUAUAUCGACAGCCGUCACGAAGGCAGUAAGCUUCGGUAUAUCCGGCGCUCGUGCCGUGCCAACGUGACUCUGAAGAUCUUCAUCACAAACGAUGUUGAGUACCAUUUCUGCUUCGUCGCUAAGGAGGAUAUUCCCGCGAACUCAGAAAUUACCACCAUGUGGUACUUGGAUGCGCAGUUGUCCGAGGCUUCUAAUGGUUUGGUGAAGCAGGAAUCAGGUGACAGCGCGACGGAGGCGGCGGCGGUGUGCAUCAGCAACGCGCUCGCUAACUUCGGUGGUUGCGCAUGUGAGCCCCCACAAAACUGUCUGCUAGCCAACCUCGACCGCCGACGACAUCCCAAAGCGCUCGACACAAAACAAUCCAACGGAAAACGAAAGAAGGCGAGGACAAAGGCAACUGCAUCCCCAAUGGACUUCGGUCGCGCGUCCACGAGCCGCGCGGGCAGUGAGACCACGAAACACCCGGAAGACGACGACCACGCUGGGGACAGUCGGUCGACAUCUGGAUCUGCGCGUGGACAGCCUCACAGCCGUGAUCUCAGCCCCACCGUGCCGCACCUCCAGGAUGUUGCAGGUCUCGAAAACUCCAGUCGCGAACAACGCAAGAUUGCCAAUGCCGAAAAGCAGUUCGAGCAGCUCGGUAAGGGCUAUGGUCCUAGAAAGAAAAAGCGGACUAGUGGCCCCUCUGUAGGCUCAUCGUCUACUGCUGUCACAGGCACUACACAAACUGGAUCCUCUGCGUCUCAACGAGCGUCGGCCAAGUCGCUCCGCCUGGAUACGACUGCCGGGCACAUUCGGUCUCCCGUCGCCCUGUCCCCCGGAUCGUUGCCGACUGGUCGCCAAAUCUCACCUCGCAAAACAUCUGGGUCUAGUACUCCGUUUGGCCGUUCUCCUCUCAGCCGUCCCAAGUACGUGGACGCGGCAGUGCAGGCACAUCUCAGCGAUGAUGAGGAGCCGCCCGAGACAUCAUCACGCCGCCGCCCCAACUUUGUCCCCUUGACGGUGCGACUCCUCAAGCGGUACAGCAUGGAUCUCGUCAGGUCUGAAGAGCUUGCUCGACAGCAGCUAUCGUCUGCUGGCUCUGAUACCGCGGCUUCCGCUAGCUCCCAAUCCCCCGCUUUAAUCCGUUCCCCGAUCAUCACGACUGAGAAGCCGGAUGUCACGAUGACAGAUGGAGAGCCCUCUCAAACCCCGUCGGCUCCCCCUAUGGAGCGCGAUGUGGCCAUGCAAAACUCGUCCUUGAAAACGGACUCCGAUUCGCUGCCCUCGGGGCGUGACUUGGGCAAGCCACCUGUCCCUCCCCCAUGGCCAUCUACGGCUGCUCACAACACGCGCAUCCCUGGGGCAACCACUCCCGACCGCGGUCUGCACGUCUCUAUGCCACCGCCCAGUGUCCCGGUCAUGCCACCCGCAAUCAGCCCUGGUUCCGCAUCCACAGCGAGUGUUGCGUCCCCUACCACCCUCGACACAUCUUCUGCACUAGCUGGUGUGCAACCCCCCGGCCCCGCCGCGCCUGCGCCCACACCUGCCAAGAAGAAACUCAGUCUUGGUGAUUAUCUGAUUCGCCGCGGUACCAUGGCGACCACGCCAACCUCAGAAAAGACCCAGGCUCAAGCGACAGCCGCGCCGCCUGCUCAGAAAUCACCAUCCACUCCAGGUUCCGCGCCAGGGGCCACUGCAGACGGGGCUCAAACGCCCACCAAGUCGGACUCCGAUGCCCACAAAAAUGAACCCUCUGGUUCUCCCGACGUCCCCAUGAAGGACGCGCCGGAGUCGACACCCGCACACAUCCCAUCCAUAUCUUCGUGA